This is a messenger RNA of Epithele typhae, 549 nucleotides long. RefSeq lists its product as uncharacterized. The record is from RefSeq and is a predicted model, not a curated record. NCBI's taxonomy places the organism in Eukaryota, Fungi, Basidiomycota, Agaricomycetes, Polyporales, Epitheliaceae. The transcript has 6 exons. Bases 1 to 549 code for a protein of 182 amino acids.
AUGAGCGUCCAAAGUGUCCUUACCACUUCUCUUGUCGGCGGAACCAUCAGCUCGCUGUCUGCAGAUCUAUACUUUGUAAAUAGCUCGAAUCACCAGUUCAUUCUGAACGACGCACCGAAGUCCGUUUUGAACACAACCCAUCCCAUCAAGAACAUCGACAUUUCGUGUGGAUGGAUUGUCGACGGAGUGACCAUCACGUACCAAGUCGCCGGCACCGGAGGUUCCUCUGUGCUCAGCCACGGUAGCGUCUUCAGCCCGCCCUCGAGCAGCGUUGCGAUUGGUGCGACCGAAAUCGUCGCCGCCGUCUUCGGGCGUGCGGGGUAUCAGACUUACUACGAGCGGGAGAUGAUCAACAACGUCGGCUUCGUGAUCUUCGACACUGACAAAGCUACCACGCGCAUCGCCGGGCCAUUCGGAAAUGGAGACAAUAGCAACCAGGGCGCUCCGUUCUAUGCUUCCGACGUGCUAGCAUUCGGGAGCUUUGCGGUCCCUGGAUCGUCGGCGUUGGGACUCUCAGGGCUGUUCUUCUACACAGACUCUGCAAAUUGA